CGGGGCUAAGCGAUACCCACGUGUUGUUCCAUGGCUCAGGUGUUUGUGAGGGUCCUGGAUGAGCUCCUGGACACCAGCCAUGUGAGGUGUGACCCUGGGCUGCCACCACCUGGACCAUCACACCACCCAACCCCCCAGGACAGGGAGUCCUCCAUCACUGGCCUCCAGGGGCCUGGCUAUGUCUGCUCUGCUCUGUGUGGCCCUCAGGGGCCCCCACUGUUACUCAUUGGACCCCAUGAUUGCGGGAAGACAGCUCUCCUUUUCAUGGCCGCUGUUGUGGCUGCUGAGGAAGGUGCAGGGCCUGUGAUCUACCUGUCCAGAGACCCCCUGCAGAAACUACCUGGAGCAGGCAAGCUAGCAAGGGACCCACUCAUACUCAAGGUGCCUAUUACUGGGCUGGGGUGUGCAUGGUGAAAAGAGGAACACAUUGGGGGGACUCUCUACCCUACAAUCUUUGUAGUAUCUUUAUUGUGGUAACCCAGUUAUUGUAAACUCAACAGUUCUAAUGUCAGUCAGUUACAAACUAUAUUUGAGAAGAUUUUAAACCUGCCUUAUUCUAUUAAUCCAUAUCGUUUGCUCUGGUCAGCAACCUUUAAUUUCUGAGUAUAAAAUAAAUAUAUAUAAUACAUACAAACUUCAAGGACCAUAACCACUCCAAGGAGCUGUUUGAUAGCUUACCUUACUAGGGGCCAAUGGAUGUGCGAGACAGACCACUUGUGCACCAUAACGACUGCAGUUUGAUUUAGUGGUUAUGGUGCUUGGAGUGUGUUUUAUUUAAAAAAUAUAUUCAUUGCAUCAACUUGCUCAAGCAGAAAAAUCAAGUUAUUUGCCUCUAAUAUUAUCUUACACACAUUAAUUGUGUAAAAUCUAUAGUGUUAUCUACUAAACUCUAAAUAGCUACAAACUGCAAAAUGUAUUGAAAAAUCCCAGAAUUUGACAGUAAAUUGCAGCUGAAGUGUUUGCUCAGAUGCUCCAGCAAGUUCUAUAGGUGCAGUUUCUUUUUCCAAUACAUUUCUGUGUAUGUUAAUUGGGGAUCAUCUGAUAUUAUUUUUUCCAAAGCAAAUACCGAUUUGGUCGCCUUUUGGAGUGAUGGCUGAUAACUCGUACUGAUAUUCUGUACUUCUAAAGUUUUGAAAAACUAACAAUUGCUACUCAAAUCUGGCACCAACUGAUCCUGCUGGCCGCAAUCACACCAUCACUCUAAGGCAGCCAGUCCAUGUUGGGAUCUGUGAGAACCCAGCAUGUACAAUGCUGUUACUGAUAGGAGUUUGAUGACCGCACGCACACUCCUCUCACUGUCAGCCAGCCCAGUACAUUACAGUAGAUUAUUCACUGUCUUACUUCCCUGCCUUCAGCUGAGCUCCACAUGCGGGGACUCCCAGAAAGAGGUGACGUGAGAUUCCGAUGUGGAACUUCAUUGGGUGGCGCUAGUUUCUGGAUGCAGAAAACGGCGUGUGGUGACUGGGUGAGGCGAGUAACCGGUACUGAUUAUUGGUAAAAUGCCGACUAUCUGCUCUAAUAACCAAUAAUCAGUCUAUCUAUGUUAAUAAGAACCAUGUAAAUGUCAGAAUUCACUGAACAAGUUGGUUUAUUCUCUGAAUUCUGUAGUAAAUUGAAAUCAUAGUUGCAAAAUUCUUCAACUUGUCUAUAGUUAGUUUGGCUACAUAUUUUAUUUUUAUAUACCAUUAAGUUCAUUAACUGAAAUAAACUUUUUGAAAGCUAGAAAUGAGAAUUUGAUGACAGUUGUCUGUUUACGAAGUUCUGAUAAUCUCCUAAGGGGAUGUAGUUAGGAGCUACAUGUAUACUUACACCUGCUUCUUUAUUUUACCCAUACAUUGCCGGUUCCGGGAGUUUAUCGGACUCGGAGUCCCUUAAACGACGCUGGACAUCCUCACCUGUUGCACCUUCCCCAUAAUAAAGCAUUGAUUCACUGCCCAUAAGGUCCCCCUCUCAAAUAAUUUUGGAGGAGGGCACUAUAGUGCUAGGAAUACAAAUUCCUAGUCAUUCACACUGCGUCAUUUUGGGCUGAGCCCCAUUAAAAGGGCUCUAAUUUGCUCCUAUUAUGAUGCAAUUGGAGAUGCGUUUGCAGUAUUUAGAGAGAGAUGGAUAUAAUGCAUUCUUUGCAAUCUGUGCAUGUAGAUUACUCUAUCUCCCUGAAUUCUCCUAAAAUUCAGAGCAUGGUAAGAAAUCUCACCCAUGAGUUCAGAACUCUGGACAUAGCAAUUUGUAGGAGGAAUGAAAAUAUAUCUGGGAUUUCACAAAGGCUGGUUGGACAGAAAGAAGCAAUUUACAUAAACAAACAUAGGUAUAAUCAUACUAUUUAUGUCUGGGUAGUGCCGCUAUGUGAAAGUUUUUAUAUCUAUAUACAGGAGCUAUAGCCCCCUCUAGAGGAUGUAUUGAUUAAUAAAAUCUUUUUACGUUCCCACUUGAUUUCUCACUUAAAGGACCACUAUAGUCACCCAGACCACUUCAGCUUAAUAAAGUGGUCUGGGUACCAUGUUCUCCAGGUUUUAACCCUUCAGAUGUAAAUAUAGAAGUUUCAGAGAAACUGCUAUGUUUACAUAGCAGGGUUAAUCCAGCUUUUAGUGGCUGUCCUCCUGACAGCCGCUAGUGGCGCUUCUGCGACGCUGAAUGCGGAAAUCGCCUUCAGCGUGCAGAACGUCUAUAUGGAAGCAUUGAGAAAUGCUUUCCUAUGGGCGGUUUUAAUGUGCGCGUGGCUCUGGCCACGCAUGCGCAUACUGCUUCACUCGGGAGCUGAUGUCAGAGUGGGAGGAGAGGUCACCAGCACUGAGAGAGCCCGAUGCUGGAUUAAAGUAAGUAACUGAAGGGGAUUUAACCCCUUCAGCGCCAAGGGAGGGGGAUCCUUAGGGAGGGGGAGACCUAAGGGUUAUAUAGUGUCAGGAAAACGAGUUUGUUUUCCUGACACUAUAGUGAUCUUUUAAACAUUUAUCUUAAAGGCUCAGAACAAAUACGCUAUGAACUAUGUUGUUUUAAUGUUUAAAACACAUUCAUCAGUUUAAAAAUGUAGUCUGUAUGAAUAGUUUACUAUGGUCAAUUCAAUGUGAUGUAUUCUACUUUAGUCUAAUUAUUUAUAAUUGCCCAUGCGUGGUUGUGACAUAAUCCCUCUUUGCUUUUCUUCAUACAGCAAAUCCGCUUUCUCUACCCAAAAACACUGGAAGAGCUCCUGCAACUCCUUUCUUCCCUUCAUCUUACAUCACCCUCUCCGUACCUGCUUUUGUUGGAUGGGUUGGAGCUUUUUCUGUCUCCGGGUUGUAGCCCUACUGAUGGGGCAUUCCUUUCCGCCCUUCUUCUGGACUCUUCCACAAACCUUCGUUGCGGCCUUCUGGUGUCUGCAGUUCCCCCGUCUGAGGUAGUGGAUGGGGUGUUUAUGACUGUGGAGAGAUACUUUCCAAACCAGUGUCACCUAUCUCCAGAGGUGUCAACAGACGUGGAGCAGAAGAAGUAUAGUAUUGCCUACUUGAACAAUCUCCCAGAAAGGUUUCUGCACAUCCAUCAGGAUGGAACCCUCAGGAUCUUCGACAACCAGCCAAACAAGAUUAUAGAGCCCAAUGGACAGAAAAUAGGGGGCAGAAGAUACCACUGAAAGGGUCAUCAGAACAUUAAUGAACUAAUUUUGCUGGAUGGACCACAUUGUACCAUUUAUCUACUUCUAUUUUUUCAUUAAAAUUUAUUUUCAAUAAUUCACAUAAGAUGCAUAUAUUUUAUGUAAUGUGUAACUUUUGGGAUCUGUUUGCAGGAUACAGCAGACUACAUAUACCGAAUUAAUUCUUACUACUUCUCAUACGCAAGACCAAAAUGGUUAAACUAGAAAAUAUAUCUCAAAUCGGCUUUUCCCAGUUUAGUGAGUAACCCUGACAGUCCAUUUCAAUGCCAAUGUAUACGAUAGCAUAUAAACUACCCAGUAGCCUGUUAUUUACUAAACUAGAAAUUGUCUUGUUUCUGCCAAUGGAGAUGUAAAUAGUUGUGAAUUCCUCUAUUGUGAUAUGAAUGAGAAAAUUAAAUAGUAUUAUGACAUUUAGUCUACUGAACAGCUUUGUGUUUAAUCUUUUUU
Molecule: messenger RNA, 4072 nt
Organism: Pelobates cultripes (western spadefoot toad)
Lineage: Eukaryota; Metazoa; Chordata; Amphibia; Anura; Pelobatidae
Source: the annotation of a GenBank genome assembly